Messenger RNA from Dracunculus medinensis (Guinea worm), 1251 nucleotides. The record is from the annotation of a GenBank genome assembly. NCBI's taxonomy places the organism in Eukaryota, Metazoa, Nematoda, Chromadorea, Rhabditida, Dracunculidae.
AUGGCUAGUCCGAGGACGCGUCGUCUUAUAAGAGAUCUCAGAAUGAUUAACGGAAAUAACUGUUGUUUCGAAUGUGGUGCAAGCAAUCCACAAUGGGCUAGUGUUACCUAUGGUAUUUGGUUGUGUUUAGAUUGUUCGGGGUUACAUCGUGGUCUGGGUGUUCAUGUUAGUUUUGUUCGAUCAGUCACAAUGGACAAAUGGAAAGAGAAUGAAUUAAACAAAAUGAAAGUAGGUGGCAAUAAGGUAGCCAAACAGUUUUUCGAGAGUCAACCCGAUUAUCGACCGGACUGGUCUCUACAAGAAAAAUACAAUUCAAGAGCAGCAGCAUUACUUCGUGACAAGAUAUUGACGAAAUCUGAGAAUCGGGAAUGGUCUGUGGAGACUUCAUCAGCGAAAAAUUAUUCGCCUUCUUUUCUUGGAGGAAAUGGCAGUUCAAUCCGCACUGGAAGCAGUAACAGUCUUUCUACCUUUUACGGUGGUAAUUUAAGGCCUGGCACGAAUGUUGAAAACUAUAAUGAUGAUAAUCGAUAUUCGGAAAUGAAUAAUCGUUAUCAGGGAUUUGGUAAUGUAAUUGAGAAAAAUAGCAAUCAAUCAACUGAGCUAUUGUCCGGUGCAGUGUCUUCAUUAUCGAUGGGUUGGAAUAUUAUAAGUAAAGGAGCUGUAAAUGCUGCAGGAUAUGCCAAGGAUUUUGGCGUUCAAGCAACUGCUAAAGCAUCAGAAUUAGGAGGAACUUUUUCAGAAAAGAUCCGUGAUGUCCCUUUAUUGAAUAAUGCAAAUCUUGGGAAUAUAGCGAGUAAGGCAACAGAAAUUGGUUCAAGAUCGUGGAAUGGUCUCUCAAGUUUCGUGAAAAGUCCUUCUCUGCCGGGCUUUGGUCUUCCUUUCGGCAAAACUGAUUAUGAAGAUUUGGCGAGUCCCACUUCUCAAGAAGGCCUAUCUAUUGGAUCAACUGUUUAUCAAGGAUACGAUAGCCAAAGUUAUAUUGAAGGAUCGUUUGUUGCAGCUGAUAAUAGUUUUCUCACAGCUGGCAACCAAAGUGAAGAAUCUGUAAAGCCUAUGUCAAGUAAAAAAAUUUCGAAAGCGAAAGCAGAUAAGAAGGAUCUUAAAUCGCCCCUAAUCGACUUGGACAUUGAUAAUAGUUCAACAUCUAAUGAGGACACAGCAUACAAUAAAGCGUCAAAAACAAAUACAGUGGCAGCGAAAUGCAAGAAGAGAGAUUGGGAUGAUGAUGCUUGGGAUUUACUAAACCAGUGA